UCAAAGAUGGCGGGCGCCUCCGACCCUCUGGAAGAUAUGCUGUUCUCCGAGGUGGACGAGAAAGCAGUUAGCGACCUAGUGGGCUCUUUGGAGUCGCAGCUUGUCGGCCAAAGCAAUCCUGCAGCUCCACAUUCGGAAAACAGGAGUGGUGGAUCAACAACUAAUGCAAAUCACCACUUGGGGAGAACGCUACCUGCCCAAGUGGGCACUUCAUCAGAGCAGCAACAACAAGGACAACAUAAAGCUGAGAUGAAUCGGGAGAACAACUCUAAAGAAAUUAGCUCAGAUAAAACUGUAAUAUCGUCUUCAGUGAGCGCCAUUGCGACCUUCGAGGAACCCUCCACCACUUCAGGGACUGUGGUGAGUGCUAGUACUAGCGGUUUGCAAUCACAUGGAUCAUCUAACAUCACAACACUGUCUGCAUCUGAUGGGGUAACUUUGCCAUCUCCGCUGGGCAGCAUCAACCCUGCUGACAGAGGUUCGGCUCCGACACCAACUGAAGCAUCAACUGAAACCUCCACAAUAAAAAAAUACACUAUUUCAACACGAAGGAGUGCAGCCGCACAGAGUCUGAACGGCAACGGUGGAGCCGUACUGUCAAUGAAGUCGCCAACUACUGCUGCCUCUGGCUCUGUCUCGACGACAGCUAAUAACGCCGAUACCAUGGCUAGCAAUACAAGUGCCGCGAACAACACGACUUUAACGACGUCUCCCUCCAAUAUUUCUACAUCACAGCCCGCUAUCCCACUGGAUCGCGGGACUCCAACUAUUGCUCUGCACAGACUUCCGAGUCAUAUAGUCGCCAGCAUCGCGCAAAAUGGAAAUGGAACGACAGUGUCGGCGUUGGUCCAACAAGGCGCGCGAAUAGGACCGGUCAGUGCUGCAGCAACUCCACAAGUUAACCAUAGCAAAAGCACUGAUUCUGUUUUAGUGAAGUCGGAUUUACCCGUUCAGGCUAAAAACGUAAUUCAGACUCAGCCUGGCACUGUAAAUUCUGUGAUAAGUACGGUCCCAUCUCCCUCUGUCAACACGGUGACCAGCCAACAGCAGACUACAAACGCUGUACCUGCUGCUAGCAGUCCCGUUACUCUCACCGCCGUUGCAAAGCCCGCUGUCAGUGUGGUUGGGCAACAACCGACAACCACAACUGUUGGAAUGAUACGGCCUGCAGCUGUUUCAUCCGCUCCAGCCGUAGCAACUUCUACUCAGCCACAACUUCGCCCAGGACUCGCUGCUCCUCAGAGAAUCGUGGGACCUCAGCUGAUUGUCAGACCGCCUCAGCAACAAACUACCAUCCAGCUACCACCAGGGUUCACCAUCCCUCAAGGCAUGGUUCUGGUGAGGACAGAGAUGGGCCAGCUGGUGAUGGUGCCCCAGCAGGCUCUGGCGCAGGCCCAAGCCCAAGCCCAGGCCCAAGCCCAAGCCCAAGCCCAGAGCAGCAUCUCCCCCCGGCCGGCCGCGCCUACCACAGGGGCCACCUUCAGAGUCACCACGCCCCAGUCUCCUGUGACCACUCAAGCCAUCCGUCCAGGCCCUGCUGUCCAGGCCAAGAAGGCCCCCGGCGGUGGUGGCGGUGACGGCUCCAGCUCCACCGCUGCAGCCUCAGCCUCAGCAGCAGCUCCCCGCGGCAGGACUGCCCCCCCAGGCCACCGGCGCCCAGCCCGCCCCCCCCAGCAUCACGCCGGCCGCGGCCGCCGCCCCCCCCCUGCCCCCGGGGUCUCUGUCGUCUCGCAGGAGAUGCAGGAGAACGUGAAGAAGUGCAAGAACUUCCUGGCCACGCUCAUCAAGCUGGCAUCCCAUAAUUCCCCCUCCCCGGAGACAUCUCGCAACGUUAAGGCACUGGUCCAGGACCUGCUGGAUGCUAAGAUUGAGCCGGAGGAGUUCACCAGCAGGUUACAGACAGAACUCAAGUCGUCGCCCCAGCCCUAUCUGGUCCCGUUCCUCAAGAAAAGUCUCCCGGCGCUGCGGCUCUCAUUGCUCAACAGCCAGCAGUCUCUGACCCAUCCCCCGGGCGUGGUCAAACCCGGCGCCACCGCCAGCCCGGUCCCGCUCACGGCCACGGUGGUGCCAGCUGUCCGCGCGCGCCAGCCCAACACCCCGCUGCCCGCUGGUGCCCACUCAGCUGCGCUGGGUAUCAAACGUGUGGGCGGUCCUGGGGCCCAGGUGCGAAUGCCCAUGGUGAUCACUCAGGCAGUUCGAGCGCCAGGCGUGGCCGGGAAGGGACCAGUCAGCCAGACGGGGAAAAGUCCCCAGGGCUUCACGGCGCAGCUCCCUGGGAACCAGAAAAACAAGCUCAACGACCCCGGAGGCGGAUCUUUCAGGGACGAUGACGACAUCAAUGACGUGGCCUCCAUGGCUGGGGUGAACCUGAAUGAGGAGAGUGCCCGUAUCCUAGCAACGAACUCGGACCUGGUGGGCACGCAGAUUCGCUCGUGUAAGGACGAGGCCUUCCUGCCCACAGGCCUCCUGCACAGACGCAUUUUAGACACGGCAAAGAGGUUUGGGGUGACGGAAGUGCCCCUGGAAGCGGUCAACUUUAUCGCCCACGCCACACAGACACGCCUUCGAACCGUGCUGGAGAAGGUGUCUGCCAUCGCCCAGCACCGCAUGGACACUUGCAAAGAUGAUGAGUGGUAUGAGCAGUCGACAGACGUACGGUCACAGCUGAAGUUUUUCGAGCAGCUUGAGAGGAUUGAGAAGCAGAGGAAGGAUGAGCAGGAGAGAGAGAUUCUCCUCAAAGCAGCCAAAAGUCGCUCGAGGCAAGAGGACCCAGAGCAGGCUCGGCUGAAGCAGAAAGCUAAGGAGAUGCAGCAGCAGGAGCUGGCCCAGAUGCGACAGCGGGACGCCAACCUGACCGCGCUGGCCGCCAUCGGCCCCCGCAAGAAGCGCAAGAUGGACUCGCCGGGGGCGUCAUCGUCAGGGCCCGAGGUGUCGGGAAGUUCUGUGGGAUCGCCGGCUGCCUCGUCAUCGGCCUCCUCCUCGUCUCGGCAAUACGCCCGGCAACGGAUCACCCGCGUCAACCUCAGGGACUUCAUCUACUACAUGGAGCAGGAGCGAGAGAUGGCACGCUCCCUCCUGCUGUAUAGAGCGCUGCUCAAGUAGCACACACACACACACACAUGCACACACACACACUCGUACCUCAUGUAUGAACACAGUUUCAAUCAUACAUGUUCUUUCAUGCAUAUGUAUCUAUAUAUGUAUGUAUGUGUUUAUGUAUGCAUACCCAUGCUCUAUUAUUCACACACACACGCACACACACACACACACACACACAGCACCGGCCCUUCCAGCGCUCUCCAGCUCUCCUGCGACGUGCCUUCAGACCGGGUCUAGUGCUUGAGCUCAGUGUCUCCGCUCUCCGUAAUGUUUAUCGUAGCUUUUUAUUCCUUAGGAAAAAAAAAGACUUUUAAAAAAAAAAAAAAAAAGCUACAAAAAUAAGAGACAAAAAAAAUGUGUUGUACGUGUUAUUGCUGUUUUUGCGACAUGCUGAAAAGAAUUAAUGUGUAUUUAGGACAUUGGUUAUAAGGCCAUGCAAACUCUUGAUUUUAGUCAGGUUUGAGGCUGUGUAAAAGUUGAGUGUGUGUGUGUGUGUGUGUGUGUGUGCGUGUGCGUGUGUGUGUGUGUGUGUGUUUGUGUGUGUGUGUGUAUAUACACAUGCCCGUGUGUGUGUGUACACAUGCGUGCAUGUGUUUGUGUGUGUGUGUUUACUGUAUGUGUGUUUUGGCCUCUGAGCCAACUCUCCUUUUUAAAAGUGUUCUUUCUUGCAUAUUUAAACCGUAGCGCUUCUAGCAAACUAUCUUUUAAUGACCGGCCUUCUCUGAGGGGUGGGCUAACUUUCUGUGUGUUGUUUUUACUGAAGAAUCAGACUUCCAGCAUCAUGCAGUCCACAGCGCUGUUAGAACAGUCAUGUCGAAUUGUACCCACCGAUCCCCCACACAAACCCAAUCACAAUACUGUAACCUUCAAAAAUGCCCUAGGUCAGCUUUGAGGUGUUUAGGAAGACCCCAGGUGUUUGGAAAGUAACGAUGGAACCCACAUAUUAUAUGUUAAGUGCACCUAAAUGUAAAUAGUGUUCUUUUAAAGUAAUUUCCGAUGGCAUGUAAAAUAUAUUUUUGUUUUUGUUUUCCUCCACUAUUUUUAAGAUGCAAAAAUAAUGUCUAAAAUCACCUGUUAAUAUUGAAGAAUCAUGUGAAUCAUUGUAUAAUCAUGUGCAUUUGAAAAUGUCCAAGUGUUGAGACUUUUUUGUUUUGUCAAAUAUAUUUUUAAAGUCUGUAUCAUGAUGCAGAACAAACUUCCUCUGUACCUCAGGCACUGGUCAGUACAUCCAUCAUGACAGAGCUUGUUUAGUGUAGCCAGAAGUAUACUAACAUUAACGUAUACUGUACAUCUGGACACAAUCAUGGUAAAUGUGGACUAAACGUGCUCUUUUCGAAAGACUCCAGCAUUAUUAACAACUUUCAAAAUUUCAGAGAUCUCCAAAGACCUCCUGAAAGCAGGGCAUGAAGGAGGUUGGGAAAUCAGUGGUUGAAAACUACAAGGACAGCCCGUAGGUGUGGCUUUGUUGACAUUCGAUGUCAACAUGCUUCUUAGUGAAGGUUAUCAUUUCAGCAAGUCAUCUCCAGCCUCUGUUCUCGUGACCUGUAGCGCUAAGGUCACCUCUGGUCCUGUGAAGCUACAGCAGCUUGUGUGUUGGCGUCUUGCAACCCACCUAGAACUUCGUCAGUGAGUGUGUGUGGUUGGACAUGUCGGCAACUUGAAGGCAGUUUUCGAAAUCAAGUGAUGCCCAUGUGAAAUGUUGUCUUUUGGGCUAAAUUGCAGAGGACUCUUGAAUCUGAAGUGGACCACCAGCAGCCGGCAUACUCUCACUGACUUUCAAGUGUGCUAACUAGGAAAUGGGACUGGUACCUUUUAGAGUGUGGCGUUUAAAUGUAGGAGAAAAUGCUCCCAUGAUCCCAUCCGGGCGCUAUCAGUCAGCUUCUCUCAUUCUGUAUAUCCACCCUCAUGAAGUAGGUCACCAUUCUCUCCCCUGAGCCCUAGCAGAUAUGUAGACUUUGAGAUGGUUCCAGUGGUUGUAUCGGGAUUGUUUUUGAGCUAAGUCAUGGUGGUAUUAAUGUAAAGUCAGGUGUGCUUGGAUAGAUAAAGGAUUGUCAGGACCGGAAUGGGUCUAGGAGUAGCCCACCUCUCUGGGUUUUCCACCUCUGAUACAUAACCAUCCAACCAUGAAACGUUUGCUGUUAACUUUGCUCAUACUUUCACGAGAAGUGGCAGACUGAAGUCACAGAUAAACAGAAAGAAAGCAAGAACUCAAGAAGAAGUGGCCAUUUUGAUUUUUCUUUAUGCAAGUCAUGUUGUCAGGAGUCAGCAUCAGCAUCCAAACCCACUGGGCUUGUCUACAUUUGAUUGGCUUCACUUUGCUUCGUGUGAUUCGACUGCAGACCAAGUCCUGAUUUACUAGUCAAGGGCAUUAUAAUUGCUUUGUUCGGGCAAGUCCAGAGAGGCAGAAAACAUGUAAUGUGUAGCUAACUACACGGCUACAUUUCCUAAGGGAAACAUAGCUGAUAUACAGCUAAUCUCCCUGACUGAUCUCAAAUCAGUUUCCCACAGUCACCCCAAACCUCUGGUGUGCUGCAGCCAUCACAGCAGAGACAGAAUGUUACAGUGUCUGUAGAAUGUGGAUCACUGACCUUGGCAUCACUAAGCUCUUAGGAAUUUUGUUCCUGAGUGCUUCGGUUUGUGGGGGGGGGGGGGGGGCACGCUUCCUGUUGAUUUCUACCCAGUGUUAAUGUCUAUCUUACAUUUCAUUUCUGGUCGCACCUCUCUGAAACAGAUCCGUCUGAGCUCCCUGUCUCAUGGCCCCUCAUAAGAAAGGUCAAACGGGGGUCAGAGGUCGGAAUACCUUUUUUGGGGGGGGGGGGGUCUCUAGCUCCCAUCUUUGGCUUGGGGUGUCACCCCUGCUGUAAUAUGAUGUCACUAGAGGUCACAGUUCCUGUGGAGAAGCAUCCACAGUGGUCUCCUGACCAACUCUCAUGUGUUUUAAUAGUCUUUGCUUUGUUUUUACGUUGUUUUAGAUCCACUCUUUAAAAAACUGGAGUCUCUGGCUUCUAUGCACCUAGUCUAUUAUGAGUUGUGUUGGUUUCUAAUUUAUAUGUUGAAUAUUUUUUAAAGGUAAUUAAUUAAUUAAAUAUAAUGUGCGUUGAUUUUUUUAAAAUAGCACUCUAAAAUAUUUUUUUCCUACAUUGAGGAAAGACGAAGUUUAAGAGACUGACAGAGUUGGAGAUGCACAAUCUGCUGUCAGCAUUAGACACAGUCAUCUGCAGUAAAAGGGAAAAAUGCUUUUGUAACUUAUUUUAUAUUUUUGGGGUUUUAUUUUUGUGUUUCGUUUUUUUCCCAUCAGCAUGUGUGCUUGCCACAUUUCAGGCAAUGCAGUUUAUCUAAAGAUACCAUAGUAAAGAGCAGAAAAAAUAAUAAUUUAAAACGAAGCACAAAUAGAACUAUUUGUCCAGUUUAAAAUACAGUUUUAAUAAUUAUUUUUAUGGUGUCUGAGGCAGCAGGACAACCUUUCUACUACUUCAGCUUUCUAGCCAAAACAUGAUUAGGAUGGUAUAACUGAUGUACACAGUGAGAAAAAUUCAUGUUUUCCUGUAUGGAUAAUUUGUAAAUAUUGUUUACAAGACCAUGUGUUUAUUAGAACGGCGUUAUUUUUGGUAAACUCUGUACAUAUCCUGAAAAAUUUCCUGUUUGUGUGAAAAAAAACAUACUUCUGUAUUUGUACCUAUUUUGUAAAGGAAUAAAUAAGCUGUUUACUAAA
Alosa sapidissima (American shad) is the source of this 6811-nucleotide messenger RNA. RefSeq names its product transcription initiation factor TFIID subunit 4-like. Gene Ontology annotation, cellular component: transcription factor TFIID complex. The record is from RefSeq and is a predicted model, not a curated record. Lineage: Eukaryota; Metazoa; Chordata; Actinopteri; Clupeiformes; Clupeidae. Gene Ontology annotation, biological process: transcription initiation at RNA polymerase II promoter; DNA-templated transcription. Gene Ontology annotation, molecular function: protein heterodimerization activity; DNA binding; RNA polymerase II general transcription initiation factor activity.